Messenger RNA from Dreissena polymorpha, 1860 nucleotides. Its product is annotated as protein unc-93 homolog A-like. The record is from RefSeq and is a predicted model, not a curated record. Bases 339 to 1859 code for a protein of 506 amino acids. The transcript has 7 exons. Lineage: Eukaryota; Metazoa; Mollusca; Bivalvia; Myida; Dreissenidae.
GUCACUUCCUGUGCGAAUGUUUAUACCAAUACUUCUGAUAAAAGCUAUGGCAAAAUAGUUUUAAUUUUGGGUAAUUUUUAUAAACAACAGCAGCUUUAAACCCUCUCGUAAUGUUAAUGAUAAAGCGUUUUGUCCCUGAAAUGAACUGUACACAUUAAAGGCUUUAAGAUAACGAAAUCUGAACAGAGUAAAUCUUGCCCGAUUUAAACAUGUUGACUUAAAAGGAAAUCAGUGGAAAUCAAUGGAUAGUAUACCUCUUCUAAAAAUACGGAUGAAAGAAUUCGGAAAUCGGAAAUAAUUAUACACUUGCAGUGAGACUAUAUACAUAAUCCAUAUACAUGGAGGUGGAAAAACUUAUGACAUUCGAUGCUCAGAUCGCCGACAUAACUGACGGAAAUACAGAGGCAAGGGAUCAAGAACCGGAAAUCAGAUGCGAAUCAGAAACUUUAGAUAUUAAACACAAUGGAGAGUCUGGAACUAAUGAAUCAAUCGUUACAGCUGUCCUAGAUAUUUCACAAUCUAAAGCAAAAUGGAACCUGCUUGUGCUGAGUAUAUGCUUCACAUUAAUGUUUUCUGCCUUCAAUUCUUUUGCCAAUAUCCAGAGCACAAUCAACAUCUCAGGCGGACUUGGGACAACCGGUCUGGCUAUCCUAUAUGCAACAAUGGUGGUGACCAACCUUUUUGUGACCGUCGUGACCCUGCCAAAACUUCGCUUCAAGCCUAUGUUGAUGAUAUCUAUGCUGUGCUACGUGUGCUAUAUGGCAACGGGAUACUAUUCCAGUUGGUACACCAUCGUUCCAGGAUCGAUCAUUAUUGGAUUUGGGGCAUCUCACUUGUGGCCGACCCAGCAGGCCUACGUUUCCGACUUGUCAAAGGCGUAUGCCGCACACACACGGAUGGAUGAAAUCAAAGCGUUGGUGCUCUUCAACGGCGUUUUCUUUGGUAUAUUUUAUACAUCGCAAGUAUGGGGCAACCUGUGUUUAUUUAUUGUGUUUAAUGGUGAAGCAGACAACGAAAAUCUAAUCAACAAUAGCACCCAGCAAUCGUUUUACAACAACACGACAGUAACUGUCCACGGGCGUAACCCAACUCCUUGCGGGUCGGAGUUUUGUACCUCCAAGCUACAAGGUGCUAGUCCUGUCACACAGCCAGCCAUGUUACAGGUUUAUUAUUUUACAACAUUUUGUGUCGGAUCCGGAUUGCUUUCAGUCAUUUUGUUGACAGUGUUCUUGCUUAAUAUUCGGUCAACGCAAACAGUCACACAGAAAGGACCUAAACACAAAGUAAAACAAGUGACGUCGAUGCUUUUUAGAUCGCAAAAACAACACCUCCUGAUUGCAUCUACAGUGAUGACUGGGAUGACACAGGCGUUUUUAUCUGGUGAUUUUACUGUGGCGUUCGUAAGUUGUCCGUACGGCAUUGAAAACGUCGGACUGAUGAUGAUAACGUACGGCGUAAGUAUGUCAGUAUCAGCCGUGGUGGCUGGUAAGAUAUCCCCACAAACAGGAAAUAUCCCGGUUUUCUCCCUAGCUGCAGUAUGUCAUAUAGCUGCGUUGCUAUGCAUGUUGCUAUGGGCACCGAAACCUGGAGAAAUAUAUGUGGUCUACAUAUUAUCUGCCAUAUGGGGUGUUUCAGAUGCCAUCAAUUCAACUAUUGGUCUGUCCCUCUACAUGGUGUACUUCAAGGCCAAACGGGACGCAGCUCUCUCCAGCUACCGGAUGCUCAGUUCCGUAGGUUGGGUGGUUUCCUUCGGGUACAGCGCCUGGAUGUGCACAUCCGUAAAACUUUAUAUUCUCAUUGCGGUCGUCGUCGUUUCGUAUGCGUCUGUAAUAGUUUUAGAAAUCAAACAUCGGCAAUGAG